Messenger RNA from Lactuca virosa, 868 nucleotides. Lineage: Eukaryota; Viridiplantae; Streptophyta; Magnoliopsida; Asterales; Asteraceae. The record is from the annotation of a GenBank genome assembly.
AUGAGAAUUCUCAUAUCUCCUACAGAAAAAGUAAAGCAAGCUGUUGAUUUUGUUCUUGGUGGAGGGUUGGAUCCUGAUAUUACAUUGCAUAUGAGAAUGCUUAUGAACAGAUCUGUGAGAGCAUUACAAGCAGCAUUGGAUUGUACAAGAAAAGUGAUGCAGAAUGCACAAUUAGGUUCCAGACCUAGGUUGGUUUUAGUUUCAGACACACCCUCAUUGGUGGAGGAUGUGAAAUUAAAUUUUGAUAGUUUUGCAGAGGUUGUUCAUUUUGACUAUGAAAGUUAUGAUGGAGAAUUAAGUGGCCAAAACGGUUUGCAUAAUUUAAAUUUUAGGACAAAGGAUUGGGGACCCGCACCCAGAUGGGUUGCAUUUGUCGACUUUUUUCUCGCAUCACGUGCCAGGCAAGCGGUAAUUUCUGGUGCCCACAGACGUGUUGGGACAACCUACGUACAGUUGAUUGCUGCCUUAGCCGCUGCAAAUUCAGCCGAUAAUGUUGGUGGUAAUUCGAGUUUCUCAUUCUUCAGUAGUUUUCAGAGUACUCUAAUUUCGGAAGGAUUGAGUAAUCAAGUAGGUUGGGGGCAUAUUUGGAAUAGAUUUUCAGGUCCCUUAAGUUGUGGAAACCAAACGAAUCAAUGUGCUUACACACCGUUGUUACCUUCUGCGUGGUGGGAUGGUUUGUGGCAAUCGCCUAGUCUUCGGGAUAUCCGUAAAAUGGAAGCUUAUGGCAUUCGAUUAUCUGGAUUUGGUACAGUUGAUGAAAAUCAACUUCUUUCUUUUUGUAACACUAGGAAAGAAUUUCGGAAAUUCAUUACACUUGUAUAAAUGUAUUUUUUUUUCGAGUUUAAUGAAAAGUGACAUCAGGAUAUUC